Ipomoea nil (Japanese morning glory) is the source of this 2429-nucleotide messenger RNA. RefSeq names its product V-type proton ATPase catalytic subunit A-like. Gene Ontology annotation, molecular function: ATP hydrolysis activity; ATP binding; proton-transporting ATPase activity, rotational mechanism. Bases 285 to 2156 code for a protein of 623 amino acids. Gene Ontology annotation, cellular component: proton-transporting V-type ATPase, V1 domain; plant-type vacuole. Gene Ontology annotation, biological process: proton transmembrane transport; ATP metabolic process. NCBI's taxonomy places the organism in Eukaryota, Viridiplantae, Streptophyta, Magnoliopsida, Solanales, Convolvulaceae. The record is from RefSeq and is a predicted model, not a curated record. The transcript is spliced from 20 exons.
CUCCAAAUCCGUCCCUUCGCAUAAGGCUCAACAGUUAACGAGCGCCAUCAUUCAUCACCUCAGACUUCAUACUGCUUCUUCUUCAAUCCCUCUCUCUCUCUCUCUCUCUCUCUCUCUCUCUCCCUCUCUCUACCCAGAACUUACCAUUCUCUAACGGAUUUGAACAUAAUCAGUAAAUCUCAAACUCAACCUACAGCUGAAUUGGAUUGUGAAAGGCUUCAUCGCCGAUCGGAUCGUGGAAUUUUAGAUUUUAAUCCGUUACUGCACGGCCUUUGCCAGCCACAAUGCCGUCACUCUUCGGAGGUCCACUAACCACGUUCGAGGAUUCUGAAAAGGAAAGCGAGUAUGGAUAUGUCCGCAAGGUGUCCGGCCCGGUUGUUGUUGCUGAUGGAAUGGCUGGUGCUGCCAUGUAUGAACUUGUCCGUGUCGGACAUGACAAUCUCAUUGGUGAAAUCAUUCGAUUGGAAGGGGAUUCAGCUACAAUUCAGGUCUAUGAAGAAACAGCUGGGCUGAUGGUUAAUGAUCCUGUUCUACGUACACGCAAGCCUUUGUCAGUGGAGCUGGGCCCUGGUAUUUUGGGGAACAUCUUUGAUGGCAUUCAGAGACCGUUGAAGACAAUUGCAAUAAAGUCUGGUGAUGUUUAUAUUCCCCGUGGUGUAUCUGUUCCGGCACUUGACAAAGACAUACUUUGGGAAUUUCAGCCUAAGAAAAUAGGUGAGGGGGACAUCUUAACAGGUGGAGACCUCUAUGCAAACGUCAUUGAGAAUAGUCUAAUGCAACACCAUGUGACACUUCCUCCGGAUGCCAUGGGAAAGAUAACUUACAUUGCACCAGCAGGCCACUACUCUUUGAAGGACACUGUUCUUGAACUUGAGUUUCAAGGUGUCAAAAAGCAGUAUACCAUGCUUCAGACUUGGCCUGUACGUACUCCCAGGCCUGUUGCAGAAAAGCUUGCGGCUGAUACCCCUCUUCUUACUGGGCAGCGUGUUCUUGAUGCCCUAUUUCCUUCGGUGCUUGGGGGUACUUGUGCAAUUCCUGGUGCAUUUGGCUGUGGGAAAACAGUGAUUAGUCAGGCCCUCUCCAAGUACUCCAACUCAGAUACUGUUGUUUAUGUUGGUUGUGGGGAAAGAGGAAAUGAAAUGGCAGAGGUGCUCAUGGAUUUCCCACAAUUGACUAUGACAUUGCCAGAUGGCCGUGAGGAAUCUGUCAUGAAACGUACAACUCUUGUUGCGAAUACUUCUAACAUGCCUGUGGCUGCCCGUGAGGCUUCAAUUUAUACGGGAAUUACUAUAGCUGAAUAUUUCAGAGACAUGGGGUACAAUGUGAGUAUGAUGGCAGAUUCUACUUCUCGUUGGGCCGAAGCACUGCGUGAAAUUUCUGGUCGAUUGGCAGAGAUGCCUGCAGAUAGUGGUUAUCCUGCUUAUCUGGCAGCUCGUCUGGCAUCUUUCUAUGAGCGUGCUGGUAAAGUCAAAUGUCUUGGUGGACCUGAAAGAACUGGGAGUGUCACCAUUGUUGGUGCUGUUUCACCCCCUGGAGGAGAUUUUUCAGACCCUGUUACAUCUGCAACCCUUGGUAUUGUUCAGGUUUUCUGGGGUCUGGACAAGAAAUUGGCACAAAGGAAGCAUUUUCCUUCAGUAAAUUGGCUGAUUUCUUACUCAAAAUAUUCAGGGGCAUUGGAGUCCUUUUAUGAGAAGUUUGAUCCUGAUUUCAUCAGUAUACGAACAAAAGCUCGUGAGGUACUGCAGAGGGAAGAUGACCUGAAUGAAAUUGUGCAGCUUGUUGGAAAGGAUGCUUUAGCCGAGUCAGAUAAAAUUACCCUGGAAACUGCUAAACUUUUGAGAGAGGACUACCUUGCACAAAAUGCUUUUACACCAUAUGACAAAUUCUGCCCAUUCUACAAGUCUGUUUGGAUGCUGCGGAACAUCAUCCAUUUUUACAACUUGGCCAAUCAGGCUGUUGAACGAGGAGCUGGUAUGGAUGGUCAGAAGAUUACUUACAGUUUGAUUAAGCACCGCCUGGGAGAUCUGUUUUACCGUUUGGUGUCUCAGAAAUUUGAGGAUCCUGCUGAAGGAGAAGACGUCUUGGUAGGCAAGUUCAAAAAGCUUCACGAGGAUUUGAUUUCUGGAUUCCGCAACCUUGAAGAUGAAACUCGAUGAUCAGUGUUUGAGCAUCAAAUCUUUGGAGACAUUAGCUCUUCACUCUCAGUAAACAAGGUUUUGUAUUGUAUUUAUUUGGUGUGAUGAGUCAAUCAUGUUCGACAUCACGAUGCAUAUUUAGUUUUAUAAUCCAGGGGAGAAGUGAGAAAUAAAAGGAACUAAGUAAUGGUUGUAUGGGCAUUGCAUUAUGUAGCUUGUCGAAUAAUUUUUGUUUUCUGCAUUUGUUUGUUCUCUAUCAUAAUAAAGAAUCAGGCUGCAGUUCAAUUUUCCUCA